GCUGAGGAGAGACUUUAGUUCGACAAGUCCAUCCUGGAGGCUGCAGCUGCAGAAGCACCAUCGAGUUCUGUGUGCCCGAACGACUGGUCCGGCUGGUUCAUGCAGCUUCAACGAAAAACACGGUACCGCUCGACGCGUCAACUUGUUUUUCUUGAAAGCUUUCCCACCCAACCAGAUGUUCUACCACAAAAGAAACGCAGCGUCCAACGACACAGAAUUCGACACCCACGCCAAUUGAUCCGUCAUCCCCGAGGCUUCAUCGUCAUGAAGGGCGAGGCCCAUUGACCGACCCGGACUAGCCAUCGACGACAAACUCAAAAUGGUUCGAGUCACCGACGAGCUGACCUUGUCGCGAGACCAAGUCAGUCUCUACCACACCACCGACCCGUACUUAGGCAAUCUGCCUGUCUUCGCCUUCCACGGCCCCUCCACGACCUCCAAUUCCACCCUCAACAGCUCCCGAAUCCAAAUCCACUUCUUUACUGCUGCUGGAUUUCAAAGCUACGCACGCAUUACCAUCUCUCCGAACUCGCACUUCUACCAAUCGGUGAACCACCUUCCACGAGACAAGCAAGGAGAUGAAAUAUGUCGGGGGCUCGCGUUUGGACUCUUGAAAUACUUCAAGGAGUUGCCAGAGGUUGUCAAAACUGGCCUGAUCUUCCAAUCCACGAAUUCUCGUGGAAAGAGACCUGGCUCGGCUCCUACACUCUUCGGAGAACAACAUGCGGCAGAUUUGGCGAGCUCUAUGGUUAAGGUGGAGAACAUUGGGGAGGUCAUUCAAGACAUUGAGUCUGCCUUGCGUCCGCAGAACAUCAACCAUCUUGAUAUCGACCUCGUGCUUCCACCAGGCUCGAUUGUCCCAGUGAAGGAAGAAGAAAUUGAAGAACACAACGAAGACGAGGAACUUCCGGAUCCGACUUUGAAGCAAUAUGGCGCUUACUCUCCGCUGAUCAAGCUCUUCGGCGAAGUCACGUUUCUACCCACGUCAAAGCUACGACGCGCUCCCUCGAGGCCGACUUCCGUCAACCGUUCGAGGUCUUUUCUCAAGGACCAGAAGUUGUCCCUACGCCGAGAGAUGGGUGAAUUGGUAGAUACAGAGGAGAGAUAUGUCAUCAAGAUGCACGAGCUGGUCAAUCAUAUGGCUGACGACUUCCGAGUGAAGGCAAAGAAUCGAGAAUUUGGCAGUUUCAGCCCAUCGGAGCAAGAUCUCGAAAAACUCUUCCCUCGGUGUCUUGACAGAAUUCUGCGGAUCAACUCUGCCUUCUUAGCCGAUAUUCGGAAAGUUAUGGAUGAGACAGAGGAGGAUGCUAUGCGUGAUCUUGAAGCCCCCAUUGUCAGCUCUACUGGUUCAAGAUACGGCGGUACUGGUCGCUUGAAGGAUCCCACCGGAGCACUUGCAUUUGCCAAAGUUCUUCUUGAGUGGUUCCCCCAGUUCUCGGAUUGUUACCAAGAGUAUAUUCGAGCUAGUCAGGACUUUCCACAAAUUAUCACUUCGUUCAUGAGGCAGCCUUCGAGUUUUAGAGAACGAGUUCAGCAAACUGGCGAGCAACGACUUCGAUCAGCUGUGAUUGAGCCUGUUCAGCGCUUGCCACGGUACAGUCUCUUCAUUGAUAACAUUGUCAACUAUCUACCCGUACUUCACCCGGCAUUGCAGCCUUUGCUCAAAGCUAGGGAUAUCAUCACAUCCAUUUGUUCACUGGACCCGCCAACAACAGACAAGUCUCAGGUUGUCAAUAGACUUCGGAAUUUGAUCGACUCAUGGCCGUCAUCAUUGCACCCCCAAGGUCGACUUAUCACCGCUGUCGAUUUCGUAGAGCUCGCAGCUCCUUUCCACCCCGCAACCAAUGGCAAUGUUAGGGAGGGGAUAUUUCUGCUGUUUGCGGACUGUGUUGUUCUGUUGAAGAAAGCUGGAGAAUGCAAUCUUUCAGCAAGAGGUCUUAUGGCAGAAGUCGAUAAGCCAUCUGCUGCCACCAUGAUGGCAUCUGUGACUGCUGCUGCAGGCGGACAGAAGAGGGCCUACGAGCUUACAUUCUGUGGUUGGCAUGUUCUAGGCGAUGCUCGCUUCACGAUGUCUGAUGAUGGCCGCACUGUUGCAAUGGUAUCGUUGCAUGAAUUGAAGGACCCAGCAACAGGUCGGGAGAGGACGUCUCCAGCGGCCACUAUCCGGAACUUUCUAUUACAAACUGCAUAUGACGGAAAGGCGUUGAAGUUUACUGAAGAGAUCACUAAAGCUAGAGUGGAGGGCAGAUUUUCGGAGGCUGAACGAGAGAUAGAGAAGUGGUGCUUGAGGUCCAUCAAGUUGCAAGCCGUAGAAGUCACACUCCAUACCGCAAUAUUUGAGGAGGGUAUUGACACCUUGAUCGAAGGCCGAAAGGAGCCAGCAUCCAUCCGCAUAGUCAUCGACCACGAGAGAGGCACCAAGGGUGCACCAGUAGGCCACUACGGUGUUGACAUUGUCGCCAAUGUGAAAGUGAUGGGGGGUGGGUUGAAAUAUAGACUCGAAGUUAGCGGGCUCAAUGAGAAAGUUUUCGUGGACGAGGUUGUUGUAGAGCAUCUGUUGCCCACCUUCACAAAGAGAGCAAACGACUUACUUCGAGUACAAUAUGUUAUAAGCAACCCAGCCCUCGCAGCACCCUUCACCUCAUUCCAUUCGAAGAUUCUCAAGUCGAUUCGCGUUGUUGCUGAAGGCGAUAAAUCGAAAUCCUUCCGUCCACCCUCACCAGUCAAGCUGCUUUCAAGUUUCCUCAGUAGUGGUUUCAAUAGUUCAACAACCUCCCUCAGCCACUCCGCAUCUCUCUCCUCAAAGCAGCAAAGAACUCCGGUUAUAGGCAACGUUCCCUCACUGCCGCUAUUGUCGAGAAACAAUAGCGCACAUUCCAUCCAGGACGUCGAUUUCAGAAGCAGUCUUCGUACCGGAGACGAAAAGCCCACCAAUCCUCUAGUCCGACUUGAAGAGACUUUCACUGGCUAUAUUGCAGCUCUCCAAGUUCGAAAGGGUAACGUCAUUGGGAGAGUGCUGAGAAGUCGCGGAAUGGCGGACGAACUGGCCAUCAAUGCUGUAUACAACACAUUCAUCGAGAAUCCUUUCGAUCAGCGGACUGCUUCCGAAGUCUCAUUCGAUGUCCUGUUUGUUGCCUUCGAGAAAUACUUGCGGAUGGCAUGGAAAGAUCAGAUGGGUCAAGUCAUGUCGGUGGCGACUUUGGAUGCAUUGCAAGACAGAGCUUUGAAGAUGUUCCCUGGAGACUUCGCCGAUUACGUCAAGAUGGUCUUUGGUGAGAUGGCACCGCAAAAUCGACGAGCCUUCAUUGCUAUCAUCAAACUGUUAGCAGAUCUUCUCGAUGGUUGUGGAAAUGAUGGGGACCGAGGUGCUUUAACAGCUGCGUUUGCAGAGCUGCUGGUAAUUGACGGCCAGCCUCAUGACUACAUCAACCUGCUGGAUCGUAUGGUAGAGGACCAAGAGCGACUCUUUGAGGAUAUAGGUCCAGGCGCUGUAAAUGGUUCUGGUUCUGGUAAUGGCUCCGUCUUCGGGUCAGUUUCUGGUGGUCGAUCGAAUCACUCUGCCACUGGUUCACUGACAUCGAAUGCAUCAUCUUUGCGGAAGAGAUUUGCCGAUACCUUGCUCAGGCAGAACAGCACCAAGGAUAAUGACCGUCCCUCAGUCUGGCGAACCUUGAGCAAGAGCAGCCGCAGUAUUGCCACUGGAGAAUCCAUGACUUCUUCAAGUCUUUCAAAGGUCUCCCUCAAUCGCUCAAGAUCAAUCGAGUCUCCACAUAGGCGACCUGCUUCGCGGGAUCGGCCUACGGUUAUGGGCGCUUUUGAUGAGCGGCCUUCCAGCUCGCAGGGUCCUGUCAACAAACUCAUUACGAUCGGUGAAUCCCCGCCUCCGGAUGAGAAGGACACUGCCCAAUCACUCAAGAAGAAGAGACGAAGCUCUCUUUCUGAUUUGAAAUCUUUGAUGGCACAAGCAACUCUCAGUGGGAGCUCUCCAUCACCCUCACCACUCCGCGGACUAAAGCUCAACACAUCUCCACGAACUCCAUCACCAACAAAGAUUCCUGUCGCUGGUGGAAUUAUGGACAGAAAUCGGCCUGCGUUGUACAGCACAGGCUCACCGAAUCAGAAGGAGAAUUUACCAUUGAACUCUUCUGCGCCCAGGAAUAUUGGCAAUCUGACUGAACGACCACAGAACAUCAUGUCGACCCCUGACACGAUAGUGGUCAAGGAUCUUUGGUCUGGCGGAGCAAAAAGCCACCAAAAGACCGCAUCACUCUCAUCCAACAUCCCCACCCUCCGCGGCCGAGGACCCUCGGCAUCCCGACCCACAAGCAGCCCAGGCAAACACUCACCCCAAAAGCUGCGACUACAAUCCCCGGCCAAGCUACGCGAGCGUCUCCAAAACGAAGCUAAAGCAAUCAAUGAAGCCGAAGCCUCCCUACAAAACGAGCUUUCAAAAAUUGGCGAAGAAAUGGCCAAGUUAAACGCCAGCUCCAACUCCCCAACCCGUUCCACGGACCUGCAAAAGCUCUCCGGCGCCAUCACAGCCCUCGAGACCCGUAUCCCGGAAAUCGUCAAAGACCUGACCACCCGCAACGACGCCGUCAAGUCUGAUCUCGAGAAAAGCCUGCAGGCAUGCGAGUUCAAGGUCAAGGGGCUGGAUCAGCUGUACAAAGAGAGCAGCGCGGAGAACGAGCUGCUGUAUGAAAAGUUCAAUGCCGAGCUAGGGAAGAUUGUGCGUGCGUUAAGGGGCAAGGGCAAGGAGGAGAAAGAAGAUUUGGUUGCGAAGGCGAAGGAGGGCAGUGAGGAGACGGCGAGGGUCAAGAAGGAGAAUGCGAGGUUGAAGAGGGAGGUUUUGACGCUACGGACGCUGUUGAAGGGGAAUGAAUGCUUGGCGUGUGUUGGUGCUGGUGCUGUGGUCUUCGAGGGAAUUAAGAAGGCGCAGAAAGGAGGAGAGAUAUGAGUGUUUUGUGAGAGUCACUUAUCGGAGGUUGUUUCAGCGGGCGUUUCGAGCAUGCAUGGUGUUUGUUUGUUUGUCUGUUUGUUUAGGUAUGAGAUCCGAUCCACUGCUUAUAAGGAUGAAGUGUGGGGUAUUGUACAGUACGUUACGAAAGCAACGGAGGAAGGAGAACGGCGUGUACGUACUGUAUGUACAGACAGCAAGCACAAAUGAAUGAAUGAUGAUCAACAAGA
Molecule: messenger RNA, 5187 nt
Organism: Hyaloscypha bicolor E
Lineage: Eukaryota; Fungi; Ascomycota; Leotiomycetes; Helotiales; Hyaloscyphaceae
Exons: 2
Coding region: 320-4957 (1545 amino acids)
Molecular function (GO): guanyl-nucleotide exchange factor activity
Source: RefSeq, a predicted model, not a curated record